UCCGACCGAAAAGCUCUUUUAAUUUUCUCUUCCCUCUUCUCUCUCCUUCUUUCUCUCGAAACCAAAUCAAUAGCCGCUCCCCUCCCAACUCAACCCUGAAGUUUGAUUCACACAUAUCAGUUUUCAAGUUCAGUUCGCAUAUGGAAGGUUCUAUGUUUUGGAUUAGUGAGCAUCAUGAGAAAUUUCGUGCGAGAAACCUACUACAAAAGUCAAAUUGAAGGUAGACACCAAUUUGCACGCGCAAUUGCAGUGACUGGCUAGAACCCUCUUCAAAUUCCUCUUCUGGAAAUGAGCUUUGUUUGUUUCGUCUAAGGUUUCUCUCUCUCUCUCUCUCUCUCUCUCUCUCUUCUCUUUCUCUCUCUAGACUUGUAUGUAUAUUUGGGGAAUCCACAUUGCCAGAAAGAAAGAGAAGAGGUGAAAGAUUUCAUAUUUGCAUCACAAGAUCUUGGUUUUCGCUUUAAUGGCGGAAAUCCUCAGCUCAUUCAAUAAGAACGAACCGAGAAGAAAUGGCAGUCUUGGAUGAUUCUUGUGAACUAUGCAGCCCUUCAGAUGAGAUUGUUGAUGUAUCAGAUAAAGAAAGAUCUCCCAAAUGCUUGAAAUUGGAUUCACCUGAAGAAAAUGAGUUUCCUUCUCCAACUGGGCUUUCACAUUCACCCAUAAUCGAAGAACCCGAGAGUAGUGCAAGUGAUAAAACUGAGGCUGUAAACAAACAAAAGUUUGCCAUCUUAAAUACAAUGGCUUCUACUUAUGCGCUCAGAGUGGACCCAUUGGAACCACCCGACCCGCUCAUUACCAUGUAUUUCUCGAUCAGAUUGUUUUCUCUGCAUAUUAGUUACAUCCUAUGUGUAUCAAAGAAGCCCAAGUGCCAUUGAGAAAGUUAAAAGCGUUUCAGUAGCAGGUAAGGUAAGGAUUGAAAAUAAUUUUUUGAGGCUAAAGUGUCGGAAUUGAACGGGCUUUCUUCUGCCCUUUCUGCACUGGAUAUCGGGUCAGGGCCAGAUAGGUGGAGGUGCUAUUUAGAUGGCUCGGGCGAGUUUACUGUUUGCAACCAUCAUUACAAGCUACAGAGGUUUGGUGCAUACGGUAGUGGGUUAGGUUUCUGCUGGAACAAUUGAUCUCUUUUGAAAGUGAUUUUUUUAGCGUGGAGGGUUGCUUUAAAUGCGUUACCCACGUUGACAGCCUUACAGCAGAGAGAAAUUGGUUUGGGCUCGGUCCGAUAGCCUAAUAUAUUAAUUUCCAGUGUCUCAAAAUAUAUGUAACAAUUUCUUUUUCGGGUUGUCCCAAAAUAAAUGCACUGUAUGGUACAUUUUUUUUGUUGGUAAUGUUUGCCAAACAUGAAUGGUUAUCCA
Molecule: messenger RNA, 1346 nt
Organism: Helianthus annuus (common sunflower)
Lineage: Eukaryota; Viridiplantae; Streptophyta; Magnoliopsida; Asterales; Asteraceae
Exons: 6
Coding region: 507-872 (121 amino acids)
Source: RefSeq, a predicted model, not a curated record